AUGAGGUGUCUUGAAGAGGAUUUAAUAAUCGUACCAGAAGUAACCAACAAAACUGACGAUCCUUUGUUACAGAAAGAGAAGAUUGAUCAAUUGAAGACUGUCAACGAACGACAGCGAAAACAAAUAUAUAGAUUAAAAUACCAAAGUGCCAAAUUAAGAGAAUAUGAACAUAUAAGUAAAAAUAAUACUGAAGAUAUUAAACAAAGUGAAUCAGACACUAUAAAAACAAUUAAAAAUAAUGUGGAAGAGGACAUCAAAACUUUUCUUGAAGAAGAUGAAAACAGUCGUAUUAUAACGAAAACUAUUGACGAUUCCGGUAUUUAUGAAAAAGAAUUGCUAAUUCCAUUCAAUCUCAAGCAAUUUGCAGGGACUAUGAAAGUACAUCAGGCAGUAUGGAACGCCAAUAAGCCCAACCAACUAUCGAUGAGAAAAAUGAGUUGCACCGAAGGUGAAUUUAAAAAUAAUUCAGUGUCAUGUGAACAUGGGUAUCAUGUAGGAUUAUACAUCAUAGGCGAGCAAGCUGAUAGACUGUUGACUGAUAGAACGAACAAGAACAAGAGUGACAAGAUCAAUCUGAUUAAAAAGUCAAGUCAAGCCAAAAAAGGGAGUGGAGUCAGUGCAACUGAAUCUAAUAAGCCUCAAAUUUUAUCGAAUAUUCUUAUUCAACCUGGUUGUAGCUAUUCUGCUGAUCUUGCUGAUGAGUUCUAUGAAACCAAACAGCGCCUGUCCCAUACCUUACCUUCAGACAUUGGAUUACAUGAAAGUGACAGCUUCUGGACACGUGUUUCGACAGAUUGUGAAAAUAUUGCUCCGACAUUAAUGAAUGAAGUAGUCUCCAAAAUUGUAAAUUGUAAAGAAAGUAGUGACGAGGAAUAUAACAUUUUUUAA
Messenger RNA from Parnassius apollo (apollo), 888 nucleotides. NCBI's taxonomy places the organism in Eukaryota, Metazoa, Arthropoda, Insecta, Lepidoptera, Papilionidae. The record is from the annotation of a GenBank genome assembly.